Molecule: messenger RNA, 738 nt
Organism: Haemonchus placei
Lineage: Eukaryota; Metazoa; Nematoda; Chromadorea; Rhabditida; Trichostrongylidae
Source: the annotation of a GenBank genome assembly
UACGUUUUUGUCUUGGGUGGCACACUUAUCGAUUUGUUUUUGGAGUUUCCGGGAAUCUUGUUGAUCUCCUGUUUCAUUUUCAAUUUUAAGGGUACCAGAAAAGAACUGGAGCAUGCUCUUCGUACAUCGACUACUGUCUAUGUAGGAAACUUGUCAUUUUACACCACUGAAGAUCAGAUUUUUGAAUUGUUCACCCGUGCUGGGGAUGUCAGGCGUGUUAUCAUGGGUCUCGAUCGCUACAGGAAAACUCCAUGCGGUUUCUGCUUCGUCGUGUAUUAUACUCGUGAUGAAGCCGAAAAUGCUGUACGUUUCCUGAAUCGCACUACACUGGAUGGGCGCGUAAUUAGGGUUGAUUUCGAUGCGGGAUUUAAGGAAGGACGUCAAUACGGGCGUGGAAAACACGGUGGACAGGUCCGUGAUGAAUACCGCGAGACCUUCGAUGCUGAUCGUGGCGGAUAUGGCAGGGACAAGCAGGAUAGGGACGAGUAUCUCAAAAAUCUUGAUAGUGGUUAUGACGGACUGUACAGCGCCAGGAAUGAUGAUGAAUAUCGCGAGAGCUACGAUGCUGAUCGUGGCGGAUAUGGCCGGGACAGGCAGGAUAGGGACGAGUAUUCCGAUAAUGGUGGCACAAGUUAUGGAGGACAGUACGCCAACAGGAUGAAAAGGUCGUCUCGCAGGAGCUACGACGCCGACGAUGACAGCAGUGAAGAUGAGAAAAAGAAGCGUGAGAAAUUCUGA